This is a messenger RNA of Mobula hypostoma (lesser devil ray), 3105 nucleotides long. RefSeq names its product protein tyrosine phosphatase domain containing 1a (gene ptpdc1a). The transcript is spliced from 10 exons. Gene Ontology annotation, cellular component: cytoplasm. NCBI's taxonomy places the organism in Eukaryota, Metazoa, Chordata, Chondrichthyes, Myliobatiformes, Myliobatidae. Bases 130 to 2478 code for a protein of 782 amino acids. Gene Ontology annotation, biological process: cilium assembly; protein dephosphorylation. The record is from RefSeq and is a predicted model, not a curated record. Gene Ontology annotation, molecular function: protein tyrosine phosphatase activity; protein tyrosine/serine/threonine phosphatase activity.
CGGCGGGACCGGCUCUGUCGGCGAGGCGGCCGCCAUCGCAGCCGGUAACGGUGGGGGUAGCUGCUGGGCGAUCGCAAGCUGCGGUUGAAAUAACGGAGAGGGGAGAGACGGUGGCAGGGAGAUGCUGCCAUGGCUACAAGGAUUUCUUUGCAUCCAGAGGCAUCUUACUCUUCAUUGGAACAUAGGAGGUAUAUUGUAACUUCAGAUAAAGGCAGUAUGAGACGCCCAACAGCUAAGUAUACUAAAAUGGGAGAACGAUUACGACAUGUUAUCCCUGGUCAAAUGCAGUGCUCUAUGGCAUGUGGUGGUCGAGCAUGCAAGUAUGAGAAUCCAUCCCGAUGGAGUGAAGAGGAACAAGCCCUUAAAGGCUUAUACUCUUCAUGGAUUACAGACAACAUAUUGGCAAUGGCUCGUCCCUCCACAGAAAUUAUUGAAAAAUAUGGUAUUAUUGAACAAUUUAAAAGGCGUGGCAUAAAGACAGUAAUUAAUCUUCAACGUCCUGGGGAACAUGCACGCUGUGGUAAUCCUUUGGAGACAGAGAGUGGCUUUACGUACCUACCAGAGGUAUUCAUGGAGGCUGGAAUAUAUUUUUACAAUUUUGGAUGGAAAGACUACGGUGUGGCUUCUCUCACUACUAUCCUUGAUAUGGUCAAAGUUAUAGCUUUUGCUCUACAAGAAGGAAAACUGGCUAUUCACUGCCAUGCAGGACUUGGAAGGACAGGAGUCUUAACAGCUUGCUACCUGGUUUAUGCGACAAGAAUGAGUGCAGACCAAGCAAUACUUUUUGUUCGUGCUAAAAGAGCAAAUGCAAUUCAGACCCGUGGGCAGUUGAUGUGUAUCCGGGAAUUUUCCCAAUUUCUAAUUCCAUUGCGAAAUGUUUUCUCCUGCUGUGACCCAAGAGUGCACGCUGUUACAGUUUCUCAGUAUCUCAUCCGUCAGCGCCAUCUACUCCAUGGUUAUGAAGCCCGCCAACUUAAACAUGUACCAAAAAUAAUUCACUUGGCAUGUAAAUUGUUACUGGACUUUGCAGAAAACAAGCAAUUGAUUGAGGAAGAUAGUGUUGAAAUCCCUGAUCUUUCAGCAGAAAUUGAAAGGACUGUCUCACAGAUGGCUAUAAUUCAACUGGAUAAAAAAUUAGAUAGCCAAGGCUUUGAUAUGGGGGAUCAUUUUGAGCACACCAUGGUAUCGGCAACAGAACUUGUUCCUAAUGAUUCAGUACUGGUUAGUGAGCAAAAAUUUGACCCUCUGUUCAAAUACCAUAAUGCAGAUGUUCUUCAACCUUUGUCCCAGCUGAAAAAGCGCUUCAGCUACAGUGAGUCAGACCUUCAGAGAACUGAACUCUUUGCUGAGCAAAGUGAGGCAUCUUUUACAGCACCUGCACAAAGCACUUUCUCUGGCCAUCAGCAAAGUUUGCCUCAGCUUAAUCUCAGACAACCCAGUCCAGAAUGGAUGGAUACCAACCAGAUCAGCUCAUCUAUUCUGAAAGUACCAGAACUAUGUCUUAUUAAGCAAAGUCCUUCCAUUACGGUAAAGUCCAGUCCCUGGGAAUGUCAAAAUUCAUGUAAUGCAAGUGACCAAAAGAUAGAGUCUCCUCUUUUUCUGAGGAGGAAACUGCCAAAGGAGAUCCAUAGAACAUUUUCCUUAAGGUCAUCAACUACAGCUGCUGCACUGAAAUAUUUGAUCUCUGAGACACCCGAUACAGUUAUCGCUUCUUCUUGUGUUACUAAUAACAUUAAUGAGGAGAAAUGUCCCAAGGUAAACACAUCGAGUAAUCAGAAUGCUGGUGCAACUAAGGAAAAUAUUUCCCCUUCUCCACUCUGCAAAACAACUAUAGAUAAAACCUCACAAAAUGAUAAAAACAUGUUUCUGAUUGAGGAUGAAGAAAGAAAAUCUAACAGCUCCAAGGAAGGUAUUCCACAUAUUUCCUUACUGUCAGAAAUGAGCAUUGAAGAAAGAAGAUUAGCAGCGGGAAAAGCUCUGGCAUUUUGCAUGGAUUUUGAUGAAGAUCUCAUAGAUAAAGUUGAAACCUGGCAACAUGAAUUAAAUGUCCGAGAAGGAACUUGGGAAAGGAUCUGUAUGGAGAAGAAUCCUUAUGUGUUGUGCAGUCUUAUGUGGUCCUGGCUUGAACAGCUGAAAGAACCUGUUAUAAGUAGGGCAGAUAUAGAAGCCCUAGCACAUAAAUAUAUGGAUCCCAAUAAAGCUCUUUACUCACUAGAAAAGAAUCAAUAUCAGUCACUGCUUUGCAUUCUUGAUUGCAUGGCACAAUUGCGUGACUUGCCAUUUGAUGUAGAAGAUGCUAUACUUACUCGGGCAAUUAGAGCUUUUACAAAGGUCAGUUUUGAUGCUGAUGAGGGUCCUGAAGUUUACAAUACGCUCAAGAAAAUUUUAAAGUCAAUGUUACAAGAAAAACAAGCCAAACUUGCAGAUUGCAAAAUUACUAAUGAUUGUGAACAAAAUAUAGGUUUUCAAAUAUCUUGAGUAAGAAUUUAGUUUUUUUUGUUCUUGUUAUUAUUCCCCAGAAGGUUAAAGACGAAAGUGAGUAUUAUAGAAGCUCUAUAUUGUAAAUUAGGGGGUUAUAAUUAUGCAGUAUUUUAGAUCAGAGUGAAUUUAAAUACACACACUUGAUUGUUGUCAUAUUGUAAUUUUUAGAAAAAUAUAUAAUUUGGUUUUAAAAACCAAGGUUUAUAAAUGGGGAAAAAAAACUUGAUUUUGAACUUGAACAUGAACUAGGCACCAAAUUAGAAUGAGGUGUAUUUGUUUAAAGAAAAUGCUUUGAUUUCAAGUGCCAUGUAUAAAUGUGGUAAGAUGUUUUCAUUUUAAGUCAUUUAAUGUUUACACUAAUAUUGUCUGAAAUAUACCAUGCUUUAUGUGCAGAAUAUUUUUAUGUCAGAUUUGUUUAAUGUUAUAAUUCAAUGUUAAAUAAGUAAUUAUACUAGAAAAUGUAUGAAGAUAGAACUUUUGAUGGUUUAGACUGGCUUUAAGAAUUCUUAAUAAGUACAUUCCCAAGCAACUCUGAUUUGUUAUAAUAAUUCAACUUUUAAUUUAUUUUAAGUAUCAAAAAAUGUGUAAGUAAGAUAUUAAUAAAUGAGUUUAAAAUGUGUUGUG